AGAAGACAUAACAAUGGCAGAAAUUUGCGGUCCUCCAGUCGCGAUUUAGUUAGCCAACAUCUCCCACAACGCUGCCUCUGUUUCCUCUUUUGUGCUAGAGGAAAGACCCGACGAUGCCUCUGUCCAGCAGCUCCACCUCAUCCACCAAGAGCAUCCGCCGCGCGGCGUCUGAGCUGGAAAGAUCUGAUUCCACUACGUCUCAAAGGUUCCUGGGGAGGCGGCAGAGUUUGAUCGACGACGCGCGCAAAGAGAGAGAAGCGGCUGCAGCAGCGGCAGAAGCUGCGGAAGCAAGCGAGCAGAUAGUGUUUGACGAAGACGAUGGAAAAGCGCUGCUCAACAUCUUCUUCACCCUGAGGAACUCCAAGAGCCCCGCUCUGUCACGAGCACUCAAAGUUUUCGAGACAUUUGAAGCCAAGAUCCAUCAUCUGGAGACACGACCCAGCAGGAAGACCAAGGACAACCUGGAGAGCCUGGAGUACUUUGUCCGCUGCGAGGUUCACCUCUCUGACGUCCGCACCCUCAUCGGCUCCAUCAAGAGAAACGCAGAAGAAGUUAAAACCACCAAAGAAGUGCAAUUUCACUGGUUUCCAAAGAAGAUUGCGGAUUUGGACAGAUGUCACCAUCUCAACACAAAAUUUGAUCCAGACUUGGAUCAAGAGCAUCCAGGAUUCACAGACCCCGUCUACAGACAGAGGAGGAAGAUGAUUGGCGACAUCGCCUUCAGAUACAGACACGGUGAAUCUAUUCCCAGAGUGGAGUACACAGAGGAGGAGAUCGGCACAUGGCGAGAGGUCUACUCCACCUUGCGGGACUUGUACUGCACUCAUGCCUGCACCGAGUACUACGAGGCCUUCUGUCUACUGGAGAGACACUGCGGCUACAGCCCCAACAACAUUCCCCAACUGGAGGAUGUUUCCCGUUUCCUCAAAGAACGAACCGGCUUCCUGCUACGUCCAGUUGCUGGUCUGCUGUCUGCACGGGAUUUCCUGGCCAGUCUCGCCUUCCGAGUAUUCCAGUGCACCCAGUACAUCAGACACGCCUCCUCUCCUAUGCAUUCUCCGGAGCCUGACUGUGUUCACGAACUUCUUGGACACGUUCCCAUGUUGGCUGACCGAACCUUUGCUCAGUUUUCACAGAACCUUGGCCUGGCAUCACUGGGAGCUUCAGAUGAAGACAUUGAGAAGCUGUCAACACUCUACUGGUUCACCGUGGAGUACGGCUUAUGCAAACAGAACGGUGAGGUUCGCGCCUAUGGUGCCGGACUUCUCUCCUCCUUCGGAGAGCUUGUGCACUCGCUGUCUGAUGAGCCGGAGACAAGAGAGUUUGACCCCGAGGCAGCUGCGGUGCAACCCUAUCAGGACCAGACUUAUCAGCCUGUUUACUUUGUUUCUGAGAGCUUUUCAGAUGCCAAAGAGAAAUUCAGGACGUACGUUGCUGAAAUUAAGCGCCCGUUUUCGGUGAGGUACGACCCGCUGACCAGCAGCAUCGAGGUUCUGGACAACCCGCUGAAGAUCCAAGGAUGUCUGGAGAGCGUGAAGGACGAGCUGAAGAUGCUGACCGACGCGCUCGGUGUUAUAUCAUGAGACAAAGCUUCCCGUCCUUGGCUUCUCCUCCUCAGUGCUCGUGUGACAAGAUGCGUGUGCUUUUUGUGCUGUACUUCCACGCUGUUUGUAAUGGGGUGUCAUCUGUCGUGACCCGGCGAACGCAACUUAGCAACCUCAACAUCCAUGAUGACGUUUCCAAAGACGGCGAGAGUCGAACCAUUUGUGAACUAAAGGAAGUUAUGAACAUGGUAUUCAACGUGGCCCAGUGCUGCGAUCGGAUUUCACCUGCUUAAUCUUCCCAUCAGAAAAACACACUUCUUCCUAAAUGAACCGAGUCAUACCAUACAGCCGUAUGAAGAGUAAUACUCCACUCAUAUCGCUAUAGUCAUGUACAAAUCGCUAAAUCUAAGAUGACUUUAUUUAUUGUCUGGUUUGGCUCAAACCGGCAAAAGCUUUAUUUUUGUGAAGUCAAUGUGUUUAUCUGUGUCUUCGUCGAAUUAAAUAUAUAAACAAAUGAUGUGAAGCGCAAAAGACUUCAUGACGACAAAUAAAGA
Molecule: messenger RNA, 2098 nt
Organism: Synchiropus splendidus (mandarinfish)
Lineage: Eukaryota; Metazoa; Chordata; Actinopteri; Syngnathiformes; Callionymidae
Gene: th
Product: tyrosine hydroxylase
Exons: 14
Coding region: 114-1583 (489 amino acids)
Biological process (GO): dopamine biosynthetic process from tyrosine
Cellular component (GO): axon; perikaryon; cytoplasm
Molecular function (GO): iron ion binding; tyrosine 3-monooxygenase activity
Source: RefSeq, a predicted model, not a curated record